Molecule: messenger RNA, 1006 nt
Organism: Danio rerio (zebrafish)
Lineage: Eukaryota; Metazoa; Chordata; Actinopteri; Cypriniformes; Danionidae
Gene: gcsha
Product: glycine cleavage system protein H (aminomethyl carrier), a
Biological process (GO): glycine decarboxylation via glycine cleavage system
Cellular component (GO): glycine cleavage complex; mitochondrion
Source: RefSeq, marked provisional
GCGACUGUGUCCAAUAAUAUACGCGUACGAAGAAUAAUGGCGAUGUGCACAGUUUUACGAUGUGUUUCUGUUAGUUUGACCUCUUCUCUGCCUCGUCUUUCAAACAUAAAUGCUCAUGCUCCGGCUAGACUGUUGGCCAGGACAUGCUACAGAAGAUCUCUGAGCACAAACACUCCGUUCUGCGCAGCACUGAAGUUCACAGACAAACACGAGUGGGUUCGCGUGGACGGUGGUGUGGCGACUGUGGGGAUCAGUAAUUUUGCUCAGGAGGCACUGGGAGAUGUGGUCUACUGUGGGCUUCCUGAAAUCGGCGCAAAGUUAUCACAGACAGAUGAGUUUGGUGCUCUGGAGAGUGUUAAAGCAGCGAGUGAGUUGUACUCACCUCUGACUGGAGAGGUGACAGAUGUCAAUGAUGCCCUGGCUGACAACCCUGGACUGGUCAACAAGUCUUGCUAUAAUGAUGGCUGGCUUAUGAAGAUGACCGUAUCCAUUCCUGAGGAACUGGAUGGACUGAUGGAUGAAGCUGCGUAUGAGAGAUACAUCAAAUCUAUAGAGGACUAGAGCGUGUGACGCAUUCGGGAGAGGAUUUAAAAACCAAUCACUUAAGGAAUGUUUAUUUCUUCAUCAAAUACAUUUUCGUUUGUAGCUGAUUUAAUUUAGAUGUUCUUCUAAAAUAUAAUUUCCCAUCAACCCCACACACCCAGCCAACGCAGGGGACCACAUUGGACACAACACUAUGCACUUUGCUUGGGAAAACAGCAAGCAAACCUGGUUAAAUCGAGCCAGUUACUGUAAGUUAAUGUUUUAUCAACAAAUAUUUGGAGAUCAAGCACGUAACGGCUUCAUCUCUUUUGUAGAUGUUGCACUGUUCUUACGAAAGCUUGUUUUUGCUUGAAAUACGCUGCAAAUAAAUGUGGAAGUAGAGUGUCCAGUUCGAGGACGGGUAUGAAGUUAUGUUGGUUUUGAAAUGAUUAACUUUAACACUAUUAAACAAAUACAGAAAACU